AUGAUCCAUCACGGAAAUCACGUGGAAUGUGUAAUGGAUUUAAUGUUACAUCUAAUGGAACGUCGUUUGUACCACCAGAUCCAACAGCAUACUUUGUUUCUGCUAGUGAUCAAUAUUUUCGAAAUGCAAGCAAGUACUAAGACUCCAUCUCAAAGACAUAAUGGCACCAACAGUCAAUCAGAUAAAGGAGUUAAUAAUUUAUAUGGCAUACCAAUAAGUGGAAUGAUGCCGAAGGAUAUUAACAAAACACAAAUGAAUAUCUUACGCCGACUAAGUGAGGAAUCUGCUAGAGCUGGUGGCUGGAUACGCUUGUAUCCAAAUCCAGUUGCUUGGGAACAAUAUGCUCACCUAUUUCCAUAUGAAUCAAAUAAACAUAACAAUGAAUGCAAUCGAAUACACUAUAACGAAAUACUUUAUGCUUCAGUUGACCAGUACAAUCAAAGUAAUGGUAAAAGUUUAAAUGAUAUAGGCAACAGUAUACUAAUGGAUGCAUAUAAUGCAGCUUAUGCUUCAUAUAUCCUUCAAUCAGUCAGCUGGUCUACAUCAGUACUAAUAAAUCAGUUAAAGACUACUGACAAAGUUACUACUAGGGAAAAUACAACAGAUAACCUUGUGGACUUAAUAGGCUCACUUAAAGUACCUGAAGAGUGUACCUAUUUUCAUCCGAACUAUGCACCAGGUAUAACUAAUCUACAUUGUUUAUUUUCUCGAGGCAUAACUCAUAGACACAGUAUUUCUAAUGGUAUAAAAGUUAUCCAGAAACCCAGUAUAAUAACAUCAGCUAUUCAUCAAAAACCCUUACCACUGCAUAACAUGACACCAUCACAAAUGCAUAAUUAUAUCACUAACUUUAUUAACUCUCCAACAAAUGGUGAAUAUACAUCAUCUAUGCGAGACUGUAGGCGUGUCGCCUUACUUUACUGUUAUGUAAUGAAUCAUAUGCCAUAUUUUCUACGUAAAUUAGGUAGAAAGCCAAAAAUUCUCCCUGGUGUUUGCUUAACUCCAGGAUGUUUACAUAAUCAUGCCUCAAAACACAAAAUAUGUGGUAUAUGGCAGAUGUGUAAAUCAGUAAAUUCCACAUAUGCAUCGCCAUUAGAUUUGAAUACAUCACACACUGCAAGUAACUGUCAGGAUAACAAUGCAUAUAUCCCAGAACCUAUUUUAAACUCAGCUAAUACAAAUGAAAAUAAGAAAGGUUUACAUAGUGAACUGUUACUAAAACCAACGAGGAUCAAAAGUCAACAACAUAACACUUCACGUAGACACAAACAUUCAUUAGUAGUAAAUAAUGCUAGUAAAUUGAGUCCAAUACAAGCUAGACAUGCAUUUACCGCCUAUCUUUCACGUAUUCAAAAUAGGCUGGUCAUUGAAGCUGACCAGUGUUCAACAGCUACAAAUCAGUAUGAAAACGAUGAUGAAGAAAUAAGACUUUUAAUAAAAUUUUUACACACUGCCUCAGCCAAUUUAUCAUCUACACAGAAUCCAUUAAAAAGUGAUAAUUUAUAUUCACAGGUUCACUCAUCAGGCGGCAGAAAUCAACGUGAAAGUAAAUUAGAAUUAGCUAGACUAUUAAAUGAAUUUAUUAAUGUGUAUCAGUAUGAAACAGUUAACAAUAAACAACUUAUUAAAAGUUGUAAAGUUACAAACUGUAUGAAAACGCUGAAUUCAACACAAUUUUGGAAAUUGAUACGUGAUUCAAAUGAAAGUGAUCUUGAAGGUUUACUGACAGAAUAUACACGACUGAGUAAAUCUGUUGAUGUAUUUUUAGGCGGUCAAGAAGAUAAAUUAAAGAAACAUCCACUUCCAAAUUUAAAUAAUCAAAAGUUAAAGCCAUUUAAAACUGGUUCAUCGUCGUCUGACAGUGGAUUUCAAUCGAUAAACGAAGUGAAUUCGUCACCUAAAGCAAAGCAUGACAGUAAUCCUAUUGGAAAGCAACGCUUCCUAGAACAUUUGUCGAACAGUAAUAUGCGUAAUCACUGUUCAGUAGAUUCCUCACCUUCUUCAUCAUUCUUCUAUUCUCCUACCUCUUCGUCUAUAUCUCUACCAAACAAAUCGUCUUCCUCCUUGUCAUCUGAAGAAAAGGUAAUUCACUCAUCAAACAAGGAUGUUGUUAACAGCAAUAAAAACUAUAAUCAGAAAUUGUCAACCAUGAAUAUAAACUACUCAGAUAAACCUGAAUACUGUCAGAAGUGCACUUUUAUAAAUCCUGUAAAAUCUGCUAUAAAUUUAUUGUCAUGUGGAAAAUGUAUUUCAAGUGUUACUAAAACAUCCCAACAAAAUGAUAUUUUACCUACAGAAGGUGAUAAACGUAGUGAAAAUAAGGUGGACUCUAACGAUGAUUCUCCUUUAUAUGCUGAAUUUUGUAUAAGUAAAAAAGAUAGAUCUUGUCAAACAAUAAAAUCUUCCGCAUCGCAAACAGUAAGGAAACCUCAAAGCAGUAAUAAAAGUGUAUCUAAGUUACGCAAACCAACAAAAAAGGCGAACCGACGUAAAUUUCAACCAUUAGUGUAUUCAACACGCUACAGCACUUCGUCAUCAUUGUCAUCAUUAUCUCCAUUCGGUAAACAAAACAACCGCAUAAAUACUCAGGAUCAAAGACGUUUUAAAUCCAGCUGUGUUCUUCGAUCAAAUAAACAGGUGAACUCCCCGUCAAAUAGCCAUGUUCACGAAAAAAAUAACUAUAAACCAAGAAAUAAUAAAACAGUAAAAAAGUUGGCCUCAGUUCCAGGUCUUAAUCCACCGAUUUGUAAGCCGGUAUACAUGUUAUCAGCAGCUAAAUCGUUAUCAUUCGUACACCUAGAUGAACGAAAUAAUUCCUGUGAAAACGACAGUGAUAAAUCUGAUAGUAAAACAGAUGGUGAAAAUGUGUUUUCCGAUAUAUGUUUGAAUAAAAACUGCCAAACCGACAAGUCUAAAUUCAAUCGUACAAGUCGACGAAUCUAUCCAUUAUCUUCACCUAGAAAAACGCAUUAAAAUGUGUCAUAGGGCUUGAGAUUUGUACUUAGAGAAGAGUUCCUUCAUUAAAUGUAUACGAUGAAGAAAAUCGUAUAUAAUUCACCUCCUUAAAAUUUUCCGGAACAUACAAAUCUGUUUUCAUAAAAAACCAUAUGCCGUUGAUAUGUCUAAUAAUAAAUGGCAUAAAAUGAACUGUAUAAAUUUUAAUUACUUGGAAUCACAUAAGAAUUUAAGCAAAGAAUACGUUUUUAUAUUAAAUAGUGGACUUUU
Messenger RNA from Trichobilharzia szidati, 3225 nucleotides. The record is from the annotation of a GenBank genome assembly. NCBI's taxonomy places the organism in Eukaryota, Metazoa, Platyhelminthes, Trematoda, Strigeidida, Schistosomatidae.